AUUUACAAACUAACUCAGAAUCUUGUAAAUAAAAUGAGACCGCAAGGCUAAAAAUAUGUGAAGAAGAGCAAACUUGAGUGAGGACUAGCCAGCCGACAUGUGCAUGAGCCAAUUUGUGGUUUAUUUUAUCUUGGAAAACUUUCCAGACAUCCUUGAUUUAAAAGCUAUAUAGACGUACAAUAUAAAAUUUUUGAAAGCUGGCAGCUCUACAUUAACUCACCUUAGAAAUUUAGCCAGGCAACACUCAAAGGAUCUGCAACAAAUAAACAAUAAUUCUAGCUUAUUGAUUUAAAAAUAAACAUUAUAAAAUCUGAAGUAAAAAAUUUAAUAAAUGAACGAAAAUUAAAUUAACUGUUUGUAACUGCAAUCAGUGCUUAACAAUACUCGGUUAUCUGUGCGCAUGAAUUUUUAUAGUAAAAUUUAUUUAUCAAAACUAUUACAACCUGCCGUGACAAUAACAUUGCAAAUAGUGUAUAAUUCUACAACGAGAAUUUUUAUUUUUUACUCAUAUAUUUCUUUAUAUUUUGUUGAGAAAUUUACUGAGUAAUUACCAUACACAGCACGUCUUGACCCUGCCGAUAACGCUCGCAGUUAAUGCAUACUGUCUCUUUAUUGAAUUAUAAUUUGCAAAACUCGGCUCAGUAGUGAUCAGCCAGUGACGCAGUGCGCUAGUUUCAAGCGGGUGCACGACAAUUAAAUAAUAUGAAAACGAGAGGCAUAAUUUUACUGCCAAAACUAUUGCUGCUUCUGGCGCUACUUUCCUCAAGGGUGCCUGUGCGUGCAUAUUCUGCUGACACAGUAGGUUCUUGCAGUAGCAAUUCGUUGAAAUCGGAUGCGCGUACAUUUUUCGAACAUGAAAAUGAAUUGUUGCGUCAACGUCGUCGCAACGAGUUCCUAACCUCAUAUGAAUACAACACAAAUGUGACGGAAGAUAAUCGCAAGGCAAUGAUAGCUGUUGCCACUUCAAAUGCAGCGGCUAAUAAGGAGAUGACCCGAAAUGUAAUCGCAUCAGGGUAUGUUGACUCAAGCGAUGAGGAUAUCAAACGACAAGCUACUAUACUUGGUGAUUUGGGUAUUGAUGUAUUACCCGAGAGUGAUUAUAAAGAAUUGCUAAACGCUGUGAGUUUGAUGCAAUCCAAUUAUGCCACUGCCACUGUUUGUCCAUACAACAAGGAAGGUAAAUGUACACUGCAAUUAGAGCCGCACAUACAAGAACGUUUGUCGGAUAGUCGCGAUCCAAAGGAGUUGAAACACUAUUGGCGUCAAUGGUACGACAAAGCGGGCACACCGAUGCGAGAAAAUUUCAAAAAAUAUAUUGAGAUGACCCGCAAAUCAGCACGUCUAAAUGGUUAUUCCUCAUACGCCGACUAUUGGAUACAUUUUUACGAAGACUCGGAAUUCGAAGCUAAUCUAGAUAAAGUAUAUAAAGCCAUUUUGCCGCUUUACCGUGAAAUACAUGGAUAUGUUCGUUAUCGCCUUCGUUCGUAUUAUGGUGAUGAAAUAGUGCCGGAAAAUGGCAAUAUACCGAUGCACUUAUUGGGUAAUAUGUGGGCACAACAAUGGGACAAUGCGUUGCCUCUUUUUACCCCUUAUCCGGAGAAGCCUUUCAUCGAUGUGACUAGCGAGAUGCUUCGUCAAAAUUUCACAGUGCGCAAACUUUUCGAGCUGGGCGAUGAGUUUUUCAAAUCGUUGGGCAUGCGUGCGCUACCGAAAAGUUUUUGGGAUCUCAGUGUGUUAACACGACCGGCGGAUCGAGAGAUCAUAUGUCAUGCUUCUGCUUGGGAUUUAUAUCAGGAUAGUGAUGUACGUAUUAAAAUGUGCACUGAUGUCAAUACACAUUAUCUGUAUGUGGUACAUCACGAGCUGGGGCAUAUACAAUACUACCUGCAGUAUGAAAAGCAACCGACAGUUUUUCGUGCGGCACCAAAUCCUGGUUUCCAUGAAGCUGUGGGUGAUGUUAUUGCACUUUCCGUUGCCACGCCUAAGCAUUUAAAAUCCAUUGGCCUAUCCGAUGUUGGCAAACUGGAUGAUGAGAGUCGCAUAAAUGAGUUGUUUAAGAAUGCCCUAAAGAAAAUUGUCUUUCUUCCAUUUGCCUACACCAUGGACAAGUAUCGUUAUGCCAUCUUCCGGGGGGAAGUUGAAGAAUCCAAAUGGAAUUGUGCCUUCUGGCAAAUGCGUUCGGAAUUCUCUGGCGUGGAACCGCCUAUUCAACGCACAGAUGCUGAUUUCGAUCCACCAGCAAAAUAUCAUAUUGACGCCGAUGUGGAAUAUCUACGUUACUUUGCUGCACAUAUAUUUCAAUUUCAAUUUCUUAGAGCACUGUGCACCAAGGCGGGUCAAUAUGUGAAAGGUGACCCUGAAAAAUCUUUAGACAAUUGUGAUAUUUAUAACAGCAAAGAGGCUGGUGAAGCGUUUAGCAAAUUCCUUUCACUUGGUGCUUCGGUGCAUUGGAAAAAAGCUUUAAAUGAAUUUACCGGUGAAACCGAAAUGGAUCCCUCUGCAUUGAUGGAGUACUUUGAACCCCUGACUAAAUGGCUGCAAGCAGAAAAUCAACGCUUAAAAGUACCAAUCGGGUGGGGUGAUACAGAUAAAGUUGCAGGCGAUUGCUGUCCAACUUUCAGCACCUAACAGUUAGAGAAACUCAGUGAUAAAGCGUACUGUGGAAAUUUAGAUAUUUGCUUAUGACAGUGAAAGUUUGAAGGAACUAAAUAACUCUUUUGAAUAUCAUUUAAUACCGUUAUGUAAACAUAUACUCACAUUUGGAAAAUUUUGCACUUGUAAAUUAGCCAUUGUUUUAAAAGGAAUGCCUAAAUAAAACAAUUCUGAGUUUUCAUAGUUUUUUACUCAAUAAAACUGUCUUUAUUUACUUAAUUAACUAUAGAUUUAGAAAUGCAUAUAAAUAAUAAUAUUUGUUUUGUAAACAUUUUUAUUUUCGAAAUUUAACAGGCUCGAGUCAUGAGUCAGUUCAGUAGAAGAGCUCUAUAACGCACGGCUUAAUCGAUUAAUAGAGAAUGUAAAGCAAAUAUUCUAUAUGAAAAUACAUAUUUUAGAUAAUAAGCGCUUUUUUUUUAACUAAAAUCUAUGAAUUAAUUCAAUUUUUUUUUGAAUGAAAUGACGAUAAUUUCCGUUCUUCUAAAAAUGAGCAACAAGCAUAAAUAAACAAAUGUCUUUAAUUUUCUUUUUGACGUAGAUUUGUGACCACCUUAAUUUAUAUGUAUAUAUUUUUAUUUAGAAUCAUUAAUUUAUACGUUUUUAAGUACUUAUACAAAUUACACCCGCCAUUGAUUUAUCUCUUCGCUGAAUUUGUGACUUCUCAGUAAAAUCGAGUAAACUAACAAACGUAUAUAUUUCAACGACUGGCGUUCACACACGAUGUCAAAAUUAUUUUGUUUUCUGUGUUAAAUAAACAGAAAAAAAACUUUAGUAAAUAAAAACAGAGAGCGCAGCUCGGCGCUAGAGGCUAAGCUAGAAUACUGCUGGAGCACUAAACACAGAUUGUUCAAAUCUCAAUACCAACCAUCAUGCCCAUCUCGAUCGGAGUCUCGUUCUUCUUCGACAUCUCACGCAUAUUUAGCACCGCAGACGGCGAGAACUCACGCUGGGGACGACAUGCUCAAUAUCUCAAUUUCUUGAUUUUUACACUCAUUUUUCUAACCACUUUAGUGCUGAUACGUAUCCACGACGAUCAUGUCACAGCGAUUGAAUAAUUCACAAUCGGCGGCGUUUUUGUGGCGUUAAGUUUGUAUAAAAGUCCGACCAAUGCUGAUCAGCAAUUUAGUUUACGUGCCGCGCUCUUCAAGCGCGUGAGUUGUUCUUCUGUAAGUUGUUGAAGGUAAAAAAAAAAGAAAAAA
Messenger RNA from Ceratitis capitata (Mediterranean fruit fly), 3851 nucleotides. RefSeq names its product angiotensin-converting enzyme-related protein. Lineage: Eukaryota; Metazoa; Arthropoda; Insecta; Diptera; Tephritidae. The coding region runs from base 703 to 2628 and encodes 641 amino acids. Gene Ontology annotation, cellular component: plasma membrane. Gene Ontology annotation, molecular function: peptidyl-dipeptidase activity; metallopeptidase activity. Gene Ontology annotation, biological process: proteolysis. The transcript is spliced from 7 exons. The record is from RefSeq and is a predicted model, not a curated record.